GUUGUGCCAAGUACAUCAGACGUGUGCCUGGGCUGUGUGAGGGGGCAGAGAGGUGAGCUGUCUGGCCUUCAGCCCUUCAUCCUUGGCUAAGGAAAUGACCAACCAGUAUAGUAUCCUCUUCAAACAAGGAGAAGUCCAUGAUGAUGCCAUUUGGUCAGUGGCCUGAGGGACGAACAAGAAAGAAAACUCUGAGACAGUGGCCAUGGGGUCCCUGGACAACCUGGUGAAGGUCUGGAAAUGGCGUGAUGAGAGGCUGGACCUGCAGUGGAGUCUGAAGGGACACCAGCUGGGUGUGGUGUCUGUGGAUAUCAGCCACACCCUGCCUAUCGCUGCAUCCAGUUCUCUUGAUGCUCACAUUCGUCUCGGGGACUUGGAAAACAGCAAACAGAUCAAGUCUACAGAUGCAGGACCUGUGGUUGCCUGGACUUUGGCCUUUUCUCCCGAUUCCCGGUAUUUGGCCACAGGGGCUCAUGUGGGGAAAGUAAACAUUUUUGGUGUGGAAAGUAGGAAAAGGGAAUAUUUUUUGGACAUGAGAGGAAAAUUCAUUCUUAGUAUCGCGUACAGUCCUGAUGGGAAGUAUCUGGCCAGUGGAGCCAUAGACAGAGUCAUCAAUAUUUUCGAUAUUGCAACUGGAAAACUGCUGCAUAUGCUGGAAGGCCAUGCUAUGCCCAUUUGCUCCUUGACCUUUUCCCCAGACUCUCGACUCCUCGUCACUGCCUCAGACGAUGGCUACAUCAAGAUCUAUGAUGUACAACACGCCAACUUAGCUGGCAUGCCGAGUGGCCACGAGUCCUGGGUGCUGAACGUGGCAUUUUGUCCUGACGACACUCACUUUGUUUCUAGUUCCUCUGACAAAAGUGUAAAGGUCUGGGAUGUGGGGACGAGAGCGUGUGUUCACACCUUCUUUGACCACCAGGAUCAGGCCUGGGGAGUAAAAUACAAUGUAAAUGGCUCAAAAAUUGUGUCUGUUGGAGAUGAUCAGGAAAUUCACAUCUAUGAUCGCCCAAUUUAAACAUCAAGGUCUUCAAUGCUAAUGCUACAGAGAGAAUGUACAGAGUGAACAUAACUUUCCUUAUCUUUGUACCUUGUUUCAAAGAAAUAUAGCAUUUGUUACAGCAGAAACAUAAAUAUUGUAGAUAUGA
This is a messenger RNA of Phyllostomus discolor (pale spear-nosed bat), 1142 nucleotides long. RefSeq names its product WD repeat-containing protein 61-like. Lineage: Eukaryota; Metazoa; Chordata; Mammalia; Chiroptera; Phyllostomidae. Gene Ontology annotation, molecular function: protein binding. The coding region runs from base 203 to 1012 and encodes 269 amino acids. The record is from RefSeq and is a predicted model, not a curated record. The transcript has a single exon. Gene Ontology annotation, cellular component: Cdc73/Paf1 complex.